This is a messenger RNA of Cyphellophora europaea CBS 101466, 1443 nucleotides long. RefSeq lists its product as uncharacterized. Gene Ontology annotation, biological process: transmembrane transport. The transcript is spliced from 11 exons. Gene Ontology annotation, cellular component: membrane. Lineage: Eukaryota; Fungi; Ascomycota; Eurotiomycetes; Chaetothyriales; Cyphellophoraceae. The record is from RefSeq and is a predicted model, not a curated record. Gene Ontology annotation, molecular function: transmembrane transporter activity. Bases 1 to 1443 code for a protein of 480 amino acids.
AUGUCCCUGGACGAUAAAGCUGUUUUCCAGCAUCGCGAUCACGAACUCGGACUCUGUGACGGAUCCAAGCAUGUCGAUACAGCGGGCGCUGAGUACGUCGAGGGAACGGUGGAGGAGAAGAAGCUAGUUACUAAGAUUGACUACCACCUGAUUCCGAUUUUAUGGGCAAUGUACGUCUUCAAUUACCUUGACCGUACCAAUAUUGGAAACGCCAAAGUCGGUGGCAUGGAGACGGAUCUCGACCUGAGCUCUUCUGAUUACUCCCUCAUCGUGUCCAUCUUCUUCGUGGCAUACCUGCUUUUCGAGCCUCCUGCGGUCAUGGUCCUGGCCCGAACAAAACCAAGUAUCUUCCUGCCGACCAUCAUGAUAGCAUGGGGUGCUGUAUCUGUUGCAGUGAAAGGAAUCCAUGGCUUAGGUGGCAUGAUUGCCUUCCGGAUCGUUCUUGGUUUCCUAGAAGCAGGAUUCUUUCCUGGAGUCAUGCUUGUGCUAUCUUGCUGGUAUAAGGCAAGUCACUCCGCACCUUCUGAACUAUCGAAACGUAUUGCAAUAUUCUACACCGGCACGAUUUUAGCUGGUGCUUUCGGCGGCUUGCUUGCUGGCGGUAUCAUUGACGGUAUGGACAAUAUUGGAGGCGUGCGUGGUUGGAAAUGGCUGUUUAUCAUUGAAGGCCUUGGAACCGUGGUAGUUGGCGUUAUUGCAUACUUCCUGCUACCAGACUAUCCUACGAACACCAAAUGGCUUUCUGCAGACGAAAGGAGAUUGGCGACUACUCGCUUGGCGAUUCGAGAGGACCUCGACGAUAAGAUGCCCUUUAAGAAGGCUGUUAGUCUAUCGAUUAGGGAUCCGAAGAUGUGGCUUUUUAUGCUAUCCCUCAACACGAUUCUUGCUGCGGGUACAGUGUCGUACUUCUUUCCUACGCUAAUGGGAGCUUUGGGUUAUUCAGGCCGCAUGGUGCAAUUUAUGACUGUACCAAUCUACACGGUCACUCUGGUCUUUAACCUGGCCAUGGGGUUCUCAGCCGAUUUUACGGGAAAGAAAGCCUACCACGUCGUUGGUUGCUGCGUAUUCGCAAUCGUCUCAUUUAUUAUUUGCGCAGCUGCCACGCAGUUCCCUGUUCGCUACGCCUUUAUCUGCUUCGGCUUUGCUGGAGUGCAAUGCUGCGUACCUCUAUUAAUUAGCUGGGAAGUUACUAUGUUUCCAGGGCGAGAGCGGCGAGCAGUUUCAGUGCCUGUUAUUAAUGGCUUCGGCAAUCUGGCCUCAGUAUACGGUUCAUUUAUCUGGCCAUCCCAGGAUGCACCUCGGUAUAUUGUGGGCUUUGCGGUUAUGACCACAUUCAUGUUCGUUGCAGGAUCGAUUGCGCUACUUAUCAAGCUGGUGUGGGAUGACAAAGGGCUCGGGAGAAUUGAUUAUAAAGCCCAAGAACAAGAGAGCGAGUCUAAGUAA